AUGGAGUUGCAGCAGCAAGUGUCUCAGACCUUGCUGACAGCCGCUAGCGACAAGGAAACACGGGAGCGGGGGCAAAGGGAAGCUGCGGAGUCCAAGCUCAAAAGCGCAGUUGCAGUACUUGAGUCCAAGCUUGAAGACACGCGCGUGAAGUUAGAGGCGGAGAGACUUGAAAGAACGCAAACUGAGUACGAGCUGAAAUGCACGCUCGCCAAACUAGAGAAGGAGGAACUUGUAAGAAAAGCAGCUGAGGCCGAGCUGAAAAUCACAUGCUCUGAAUUAGAGAGGGAGCGCGAGCAAAGAGAAGCUGCCGAGAAGCGAGUUCUUGAUUUGCAGCAGCAAAAGCACCUAGCUCAUCAUGGAGCUUGCUGGCAGUAUGAGAUGGACGGCCACUGGCAUCCUUUCUCGCCAGAGGGAAACCAGCAGAUGCUUCAGGCAUAUUCGGCAUACAUCGAGGAUGCACAAUCUAACACUGCAAACAUUGUCGCCGGCGGAGUUGAGCGCAUAGUGGACUUCGCGGAGAUGACCCAAAAGCACGCAAGCACUUGGAAAGUUCGGAAGAUUCGCAUUGUUGCAGGUGUACCUCAGCAAUGGGUGAGUACCCCAGCAGCUUUGUUGACGCAGCGUGGCAAGCUGGCUUCCUUCUACGUUGAGGUUACGGAUGCCAGGCUCAUCGACUGGGUCACUCGCCUUCUACGAACAACAGGUCACGCAUGGGAUGCGUCAACCGCUUGCUCCCAGAUGAAGAACGCCACUGUCAAGUCUGUGCAUCGAAUUGAGAAUUUUCAACUGUGGCAUAGAUACCGAGCCAGGCUAGAAACUAUGAGGGAAGACCAUGCAAAGUACAAUGUUUCCGUGUUGCCUGCAGAUCUCGAUCUUGAUGGCGUUGAGGGCACCAUGGGCCUAAGCCAGCCCCAUUUGGACUGCGGAGAACCAUUGGCUCGCGAUGUGGACGAAAAGAUUUUGCUGCAUGGGACAUCUUGGCAAAAUGCCGACUCCAUCGUCAUGCAUGGCUUUGAUCAUCGCACCUGUAUGCGCGGGAUGUACGGGGAUGGUGUUUACUUUGCCGGUGCAGCGUGCAAGAGUCAUCAGUAUUCUUGCGGUGCUCACUCUGGCAAGGCUUGCAACACUUGCAAAUGUGAGCGGACCCUAAUCAUCGCCCGCGUUGCACUGGGUGACGCCUACCACGCAUCCUGCACUCAGUAUGGUGCCAGAAGACCUCCCAACAGAAGUGGCGCGCCAGGCACACAUGGUUCUGUGGUCGUCAACCCUGGGCCUAUAAGUUGGCACCACAGCCCAACUCAAGUGCAUCAGGAGUUUGUGGUAUUCGACCGCGAGCAAGCGUAUCCAGCAUUUGUGGUCCAGUACCUUCCGCCGUGA
Molecule: messenger RNA, 1377 nt
Organism: Symbiodinium natans
Lineage: Eukaryota; Dinophyceae; Suessiales; Symbiodiniaceae
Source: the annotation of a GenBank genome assembly